UGUAUGUGUGUCGUGUUGUUGUUGUCAUUGUCAUCAUCAUUGUUGUUAUAGGGUCGUGAGAGAGACCGGUAAAAGUGCCCGGCUGUGGCCAUCACCACAGAUGGUGCUGCAUUAUAAUGCUUUUGGAGGUGAUCUGAUGUGGAGCAGGAUCUAAAAUAAAUUCAGUGCCUCAUCUUUGGCCUAUCAUCAGGAUUUGCAAUAUGGAGGUGGUGUCAGCGGAAGUGAACAGCUUGCUUCCUGAAGAGAUCAUGGACACAGGCAUAAUGCUGGAGGAAGAUGAGAACAUUGAGGCUGUAAUUGUGGGUGACUCCAUUCCUAUGGAAACAGAACUGGAAGGAAUGGCAGAUGUAAGCUCAGGUGGUGAUUCUACUGCUGUUGCUGCUGCUGCUGCUACUACUACAUCAUCAAUCACCACAGAGGCUGUCAUUGUGCCUAGCAACUGUGUAGGCCAUGUCGUAGGCAAUACUGCCACAACAAAAACUGAUAUUAGUGUAGCUGUACAACCUCCUUUUCAAAGUUGCCUCCAGAAACUGGGUACUCGGACUCCUGUCACUAUAUCAGCCAACCAGAUAAUUCUAAACAAGACAACUGACUUGAAAAUUGGUAACCAGACUAUAAAACCAGAAGGGCAAAAGCUCAUUGUAACAACUCUGGGGAAACCUGGACAACCAAUUGUCUUAACGCUACCCCACAAUCAGCUGUCACAGUCUCAGAAGGCCUCAUCACAGGUGCAAGCAGGCGACUCCAAGGUGUCAACACAGCAGUUCAAGGUGGUAACUAUUGGAGGAAGGCCAGAGGUGAAACCUGUUAUUGGUGUGUCAGCCUUAACUCCAGGGAGCCAGUUGGUAAAUACUACCACUCAAUCCUCUGUAUUGCAGACCCAGCAAUUAAAAGCAGUGCAGAUUGCUAAGAAAACCAGGACACCAACCUCAGCACCAGUGAUUACUAAGCUGAUCUUCACAAAACCAAUAAACAGCAAGGCUGUUACAGGGCAGACAACUCAAGUGUCACCGGUCAUUGCAGGUAGGGUUCUUUCACAGACUACUCCAGGAACACCUCCGAAGACUGUAACUAUCUCAGAAAGUGGUGUUAUUGGGACUUCUUUAAGCUCUACUAUACAACAGACACCAAAUAAGAUAGCCAUCUCUCCCUUGAAGUCCCCCAACAAGCAGCUAACAGUGGUGUCGGUCGCCUCACAGCCUCCAAGCUCUCCACAGAAAACAGUUGGUGUUCCUCUAAACGUAGCUUUGGGACAGCAGAUUCUCACAGUGCAGCAUUCAACACCCUCUUCUCCGGGAAAGGCUGUAGCUAACAGUACAACUGCUCAGGCUGUGAAAUCUGCAGUGCAGACCCUCACUAUGGGGGGAGUGAGUACAUCUCAGUUUAAGACCAUAAUUCCCUUGGCAACAGCACCCAAUGUUCAGCAAAUUCAGGUACCUGGAAGCAAAUUCCACUAUGUCCGGCUCGUAACUGCCACAACAGCCAACACCUCAGCACAGCCAGCCACUCAGAAUCCCUGCAGCAGCACGGCACCUCUUCAGCAAGCUAAGCCGAUGGUGGUGAAUGCAACGCCUGUGCGGAUGUCUGUCCCAAUUGUUCCGGCAGCGCAGACAGUCAAACAAGUGGCACCCAAACCAAUUAAUACAUCUUCACAGAUAGUUACCACAAGUCAGCCGCAGCAAAGACUAAUUAUGCCUGCUACACCACUGCCGCAGAUCCAGCCAAACCUCACCAACCUUCCCCCAGGCACUGUGCUGGCCCCAGCCCCUGGGGCUGGGAAUGUAGGAUAUGCAGUUCUUCCAGCUCAAUAUGUCACACAGCUACAGCAGUCAUCCUAUGUAUCCAUCGCAAGCAAUACCAGUCUUAGUGGGACAUCUAGUAUCCAGACACAAGCCCGCUUGCCAUUCAAUGGGAUAAUUUCCUCUGAAUCAGCGAAUCGUCCCAGAAAGCCAUGCAACUGUACAAAAUCACUGUGUCUUAAGCUGUAUUGUGAUUGCUUUGCCAAUGGCGAGUUCUGCAACAAUUGCAACUGUACAAAUUGUUACAACAAUCUGGACCACGAAAAUGAUAGACAAAAAGCAAUCAAGGCUUGCCUUGACAGAAACCCUGAGGCCUUCAAGCCUAAAAUAGGGAAGGGAAAGGAAGGCGAGUCGGACAGGCGGCACAGCAAAGGUUGCAACUGCAAGAGGUCUGGAUGUCUCAAAAACUAUUGUGAAUGCUAUGAGGCAAAGAUCAUGUGUUCUUCAAUUUGCAAAUGUAUUGGCUGCAAGAACUUUGAAGAAAGCCCAGAGCGGAAGACAUUGAUGCACUUGGCUGAUGCUGCUGAAGUGCGAGUCCAGCAACAAACGGCUGCAAAGACAAAGUUGUCUUCACAGAUUUCAGACUUGCUGACGAGGCCAGCGCCAGUACUGACCAGUGGAGGGGGGAGGUUGCCAUUUACGUUUGUAACAAAGGAGGUUGCCGAUGCAACAUGUGACUGCUUACUUGCGCAGGCUGAGCAGGCCGAGAAGGCAGGAAAGUCAAAGGCAGUAGCGGAACGGAUGAUUCUAGAGGAAUUUGGACGUUGUCUGAUGAGAAUAAUUAAUUCAGCAGGAAAGUCCAAAAGUGACCCUUGUGCCAUGAACUGCUGACUCUUGAAAAUGAGUUGUGGUCUGAGUGGGACACUAAAAGGCACAUGGACACUUUUUAGUUCGCAGCAGCGGAUGUAGUUACAGUAAUUCAUUUUUAAUUUGGUGCUGCUUAGUUUUCAUUGGCGUAUGUUCAUACUGACGCUUUGUAAUGAUGUGUACCUUUUUAGCUUAACUGUCUUUUACUUCAUGCAUAUGGGGUGCAUUUUUUGUCUUCUCAACCUCUAAACUUUGUGAGACAUGUAGAGUUUAGAUGGUUUUCUUAUUCUCUUUUCUCUCUUAGAAAGGAUUUUUCAGGCAAUUCUUUUUAAAUUAUUAUUUGCAAUUUAUAGUGUUAAAUUUUGUAUUGGGUGGGUCGGGAAGACAUCAGACAGGCUUUUAGGAAUAUCUUUUGCAAAUCCAGUUGAAAUUCCUGGGAGUUCUUACCAGGACAGUGUCUUGGACAGAUAUUCUUAGCACAUUUGAUCAGCAUUACAACACAGAUUUUGUUGCAAAAGCAUAGAUAACAGUACAUCCAUGGAUAAGUUAAUGGUGAAAAGCAAUUCAUAGAUGAAAAUCUGUCACUUGCUUUGUUAGCCACAGUCCUGACUUCAGUGGGAAUGCUUCUUGGUUUGAUUGUACUAUUAGAACUUAUUAACACAUUAUCAGAGCUAGAUACAGAAAUAUAACACUGAUAUACAAAAAUCAAGGUCAAAAUUUAUAUCUUAGCCUCAAAUAUUAUAAAACAAUCUUUAUAGUAAGUAUUUUUUAUAAAUAAUGUGUCACUGUAAUACAUAUUCCAAAUUUUAAUAAACUGCUUUCAUUCAAUUUCAAAUAUAUGAUCAAUAUUUUGUUUGACAAAUUUUAAUUUAACUAGAAAGUUUUAACAUUUCUGCUGUGUCCCAAACAUUUCUCAGUGUACUGAAAAAUUGAAAGCAAAUCUUUCUCUUUCUCCGAUCUAGCUAUGCUUUGUCAGGCAGCAAUCAAGUUUCCCACUAACUUCCUAAUCAACAAGAGUGUACUCUUUGAGGUGUACAACUUUAAUCACUAAAAGAUAUUUUGGUAGCAUAAUACUAUUUAUAUUCAUAUCAUCUUAUAGCUUCCCAAAAUUGUUGAAGCUUUACACACUUCCCAUGCAUGAGGUUAAAAAAAAUCCCUCAUUGGGUAAGCAAUGCUUGAUGGUGUUAUGUACCAUCUAAAGAGCAUUUUGCAAUACCACUUUUUAAAUUAAUGCAUGGUGGGGAGGGGAAACAUAGAUUAAAACGUAUCUAUAUAAAAUGCUAGAUGUUUUGCUAACUGAAUAGCUAGCCCCAAAUGAUUUCCCCAAUCUCCAGAUACUGGCCAAGAUCCAAAAAUCACACUAGUAGUUGUGUGUCCCUUGAGUUUCUCAAACAGCAGUUAUCCCCAUAUAGCAGACAACUUUGCAGUGGGACUUGGAAUUUGUGACUGGCCUGAAGAAAAAGAUGUGUGUGGGGAGGGGUCCCCUUGAGGGCACCUAAAGUGGCUCUUUGGAUCCUAGGUAGUCAGUGGGAAUACUUAAGAUGGCUCAAGGUUGUAUUUGAAGGAGCUACUCAUGUUUUAUUUUAAAUGUGAUCAGUGAAGUAUUGAGAGUAAAACUUUGAAAGGUGAGGUGUUUUACUGUGUUUUAACUAUGUGGUAGUAUGUACAGGUUUGAGUAGGCUACACUCUGUGGCCACCCUUCAAAACCACAAGUACACUUAAGCCCAUUUCAGAGGCCAUAAGUGCCUACCUGUUGGAUUGUGGCUACAGCACACCAGACAAUAGAGCUUUUCCAUUCAGAAAUUAUCUAAACCAAACUGCCUUGUAGCUGUGGCAUCUCUGCUGUUCUUUUUUUAAAAAAGGCCUCAUGUUUGCUUAUUUUUAAAAACUAUGUUUUAGCAGUGUAGUGUGUUAGCCUAUAUGACACUUUAUACCAAAACAAAACUAAACUUUAUGAUUCCUUGGUGAAACCAGAAAAAAUAUAAAAUAGCAUUAUUUGGGUGGAGAUGCUUAGAAGAAAGAACCUCUGUAACAAAUAUUAUUAAAUUGCUAAACACAAUUGCAUGGUUUUCUAUUGCAUCAAAUUAUUCAGUGGUGUUCUAAGUUUCACGAAUGGAUAUAAAUCACAUGCUUGAAUUAGGAAGCACUUGCUACUAUCUUAGACUGCUUUGUAAUUAUAAUACUGCAUUUUUUUUCCUCAAAGGGAUACCGUAUUUGUACAUAAAUAUUUUAUUAUAUAACUGUGUAUGUAUACACAUAGCAUGCUUGCAUUAUAUGUACAUUCAGUCCUGAAAGGGAAGCUAUUGUUAAUUUUACCCGAAUUGUUAUAUAAGUAGAAUUUUUGCCUUGGGAGGAAAAGGUCAGUGUGUGCUCCUUUCAGAGUAGGUGGUGAAGGCUCAUCUUUUUACUAAUUCUAUAAGCAUUCAUAAAAUAAGAGCUGUAUAAAUGUAAAUUAGUGUAAGUGGAUAAAUACUUGAUCAAGUUAUUUUUUUCAAACAUAUAUCCCUUGAUCUAGAACUAAAUCUGUGUUUAAUUUUGUACAUAUUGUGUCUUAUUCUAAUUUGCACCUUUUUGUGAUAAUUAUUUAUAAGUGUGCAGAAAACCUUUUUGUGAAGUUUGGAUUCCAAUUGUAGAUUAUGUAUGAUAGAAUUGCGUGUAAAAGAUAUGAAGAAGGUGCAAUCAAAGGUCUAGUUUUCUUUCCUUUUUUAGAACAAGCUCUCUUCUGCACUCAGCUUGAUUCUUCACCUCCUACUACUCUUGUUUUUUAACAUGGUUCUCUGCAUGAAACUGCUGCACAAGUUAGUAAAAAUAUGUCAAGAUACUGAGAGCAAUUUAUGAAACAUGUAGUAUAACAUCUCCAUUUUAGUGAAGUCUGCUGCAUUUCUGGAAUGAUAGGAAAAUGCCGAGCCAGAGUGCUUUUGUAUCGUACCCAUUGUCAGCAGAUUUUAAGAGGGGAGGGUGUCUGGGGUUAAUUUUCUAGUUCUGGUUUACAUCUAAAACAGAUUGAAAUUUAUAUUUACUACACCUAUUCAAAGAAUACGCUUUUCUAUAUUGUAAAACAAAUGUCAGAUAAAUCACAAAGAAAAAAAUAAAACGUUUAUACUAUUCUGUACAA
Molecule: messenger RNA, 5721 nt
Organism: Rhineura floridana
Lineage: Eukaryota; Metazoa; Chordata; Lepidosauria; Squamata; Rhineuridae
Gene: LIN54
Product: lin-54 DREAM MuvB core complex component
Exons: 15
Coding region: 201-2630 (809 amino acids)
Biological process (GO): regulation of DNA-templated transcription
Cellular component (GO): nucleus
Source: RefSeq, a predicted model, not a curated record